Molecule: messenger RNA, 1077 nt
Organism: Engraulis encrasicolus (European anchovy)
Lineage: Eukaryota; Metazoa; Chordata; Actinopteri; Clupeiformes; Engraulidae
Gene: pou4f2
Product: POU class 4 homeobox 2
Exons: 3
Coding region: 1-1077 (358 amino acids)
Biological process (GO): regulation of transcription by RNA polymerase II
Molecular function (GO): RNA polymerase II cis-regulatory region sequence-specific DNA binding; DNA-binding transcription factor activity, RNA polymerase II-specific
Source: RefSeq, a predicted model, not a curated record
AUGAUGUCUCUGAACAGCAAGCAGGCUUUCGCCAUGCCCCACACCAGUUUACCCGAACACAAGUACUCCAGUUUGCAUUCUUCCUCGGAGGCGAUGCGCCGAGCAUGUCUCCCGACCCCACCGGUACUUAUGUGUGCAUUCUAUUUGCAAUUGCAGAGCAAUAUAUUUGGCGGUCUGGAUGAGAGCUUGUUGGCCCGUGCGGAAGCUCUGGCGGCGGUGGAUAUAGUAUCGCAGACCAAGAGUCACCACCACCCUCCUCACCACAGCCCCUUCAAGCCAGACGCAACAUACCACACCAUGAAUUCUCUUCCCUGUACUUCGUCCUCUUCUUCCGUGCCUAUAUCGCAUCCGUCGGCCCUGGCUGGUCACCACCACCACCACCAUCACCACCACCAUCAACCGCACCAGGCGUUGGAAGGGGACUUGCUUGACCACAUCACCCCAGGACUGGCACUAGCAGGAGCAAUGGCAGGGCCGGAUGGCUCAGUUGUCUCCACGCCUGCGCAUCCAGCCCAUAUGGCCGGGAUGAACCACAUGCAUCAGGCGGCUCUCAACAUGGCUCACGCCCACGGUUUACCAACACACUGUAUGAGCGACGUGGACGCUGAUCCAAGGGACUUGGAGGCUUUUGCUGAGCGAUUUAAACAACGGAGAAUCAAACUCGGCGUGACUCAAGCGGACGUUGGGGCAGCAUUGGCCAGCUUGAAGAUUCCAGGAGUGGGUUCUCUCAGCCAGAGCACAAUCUGUCGAUUUGAGUCACUGACAUUAUCUCACAACAACAUGAUCGCUCUAAAGCCAAUUCUCCAAGCCUGGCUUGAGGAAGCAGAGAAAUCACACCGCGAGAAACUGAACAAGCCGGAGUUGUUCAAUGGGGCAGAGAAGAAGAGAAAACGCACGUCGAUAGCAGCCCCGGAGAAGCGCUCUCUCGAAGCUUAUUUUGCUAUACAGCCGCGUCCCUCUUCUGAGAAAAUCGCGGCAAUAGCCGAAAAACUGGACCUCAAAAAGAACGUUGUGCGAGUCUGGUUCUGCAACCAGCGACAGAAACAAAAACGAAUGAAGUACUCUGCAUGCGUCUAA